This is a messenger RNA of Patiria miniata (bat star), 1122 nucleotides long. Its product is annotated as delta-type opioid receptor-like. Gene Ontology annotation, biological process: G protein-coupled receptor signaling pathway. The transcript has a single exon. Gene Ontology annotation, cellular component: plasma membrane. The coding region runs from base 1 to 1122 and encodes 373 amino acids. Gene Ontology annotation, molecular function: G protein-coupled receptor activity. The record is from RefSeq and is a predicted model, not a curated record. Lineage: Eukaryota; Metazoa; Echinodermata; Asteroidea; Valvatida; Asterinidae.
AUGGCGAGAGAACUCUAUACGCCUGACACUAUUGUUAACCUAACCAGUGAGUCCGAUGCCUUACUGUACACUUAUAGUUACACGGAGACCGUGGUUCUGACCGUGAUCAAUCCCUUAAUUCUCAUCGUCGGUCUCUUUGGUAACUUUGCCUUCCACUUCAUGAUCGUUCGGGUCCGUCGCAUGUGGACGGAUAUUAACAUCUACCUGGCCAGUCUCUCCGUCACUGCUGUGGUGCUGCUAGUCGUGCGGGUAUCUUCCAGCCUCGCCCGGUACAAGGCCAGUCCUGUGCCCGGCGACUCCAUCUCAUUCGGCCCCGCUGGAUGUACUGCCGUCUUCCUUUUGAUUGACAUAUGUGACUGGGCUUCCUUCGCCUUUGCCGCCACUGUCAUGAACGUCCUGUACCUCGCCACUUGUCGGCCUCACCUGUUUCGGCGUCUCCGGGGCAAGAAACGCGCCGGUAUAACCACAGCGUGUGUUUGGAUCGUAUCCAUCGGAAUCGGUCUGUGUUUCUUACCAGCAUGGUGGGAUUUCGUCUGGUACGGCCUGAUGUGGCCGGAUCAGGAGCGGUACCAGGACUACCCGGAGCUUAUCGGGGUCUGUUCAACCUCCGUAGAUUGGCUCAUCAUAACUCACGACCUUAUACAGUCUACCAUGUUCUUCAUUUCUGCAGUCGCCAGCUUCGUCAUCUUCUUGGUCAUCCUCAUAACCCUCCGUAAGCAGUUCCAGUCUGUCGGACCUUCGCCAGGUGCCGAUGCCGGUUACCGACAGAGGGCAACGACACAGACUACCAAGCGCCGUAAGGAUCGCAGCCGCGUGGCACGAAUGAUUGCUAUGACUACCCUAGCCUUCUUCGUUCUGCCAAUGCCGUACGAGUGCACGGUAUUCGCCCGAUCCAUCGUCAAGCUCACCGGCAACAGUGUCCUCAAUGAUGAACAAUACAAAGAUUUACUGUUUGCCUCGACUACGCUGAUGAACGUUACACCGGCCAUCUGCCCAUACAUCUAUGUGCUGUCCAACCCCGGCUACCGCAGUGCAUUGGUGGAGGCUUUUACGAAGAAGUGUGGAAGUAGAAACAGUCGUUUCGUCGUGCGAGGCGGCGAGAUGUCAACUCUUGCUAAGUGA